This is a messenger RNA of Podarcis muralis (Common wall lizard), 2855 nucleotides long. RefSeq names its product matrix metallopeptidase 24 (gene MMP24). Lineage: Eukaryota; Metazoa; Chordata; Lepidosauria; Squamata; Lacertidae. The record is from RefSeq and is a predicted model, not a curated record. Gene Ontology annotation, molecular function: zinc ion binding; metalloendopeptidase activity. Gene Ontology annotation, biological process: proteolysis; extracellular matrix organization; collagen catabolic process. Gene Ontology annotation, cellular component: plasma membrane; extracellular matrix.
UUCCCACCUCUGUGGCCGGGCGCAUGCGCGGUCGGCCAGGCCCUGCUCUCCCUGCCUGAGCAGGUGCAGGGAUGGGCCCCGCCAUGGAGCGGAGGCAGCGGGGAUGCCGUGGAGCCCCUGCCUGGGGGUGCCGCCGCCUGCUCCUCCUCCUCCUCCUCCGCGCCCCCCUGCUCUGCGCUUCUGGGGACACCAGCGUCGGCCCGGUAGGGACAGGGAGCGGCGAGCCGCCUGCCUGGAGCUGGUUAAAAACCUAUGGUUAUCUGCUCCCUUCUGACACCCGAAUGUCUGCUCUGCACUCAGGAAAAGUUAUGCAGUCUGCAGUCACCACUAUGCAGCAGUUUUAUGGCAUCCCUGUGACAGGAGUGUUGGACCCAACGACUAUUGAGUGGAUGAAGAAGCCUCGCUGUGGUGUUCCUGAUCAUCCCCACCUAAGCCAUAGACGAAGGAGCAAGCGAUAUGCACUAACUGGGCAAAAGUGGAGGCAGAAGCAUAUCACAUACAGUGUUCACAACUACACCCCCAAGGUUGGAGAGCUUGAUACAAGGAAAGCCAUCCGGCAAGCAUUUGAUGUUUGGCAGAGGGUGACUCCGCUCACCUUUGAAGAAGUUCCUUACCAUGAAAUUAAAAGUGACAGAAAAGAGGCAGAUAUUAUGAUAUUUUUUGCUUCUGGUUUCCAUGGUGACAGCUCCCCUUUUGAUGGGGAGGGUGGAUUCCUAGCCCAUGCCUAUUUUCCUGGACCAGGGAUAGGAGGCGAUACUCAUUUUGAUUCAGAUGAACCAUGGACAUUGGGAAAUUCUAACCACGAUGGAAAUGACCUCUUUCUCGUUGCGGUGCAUGAACUGGGCCAUGCCUUAGGUCUUGAGCACUCCAAUGACCCCAGCGCCAUCAUGGCUCCUUUUUAUCAAUAUAUGGAAACGCACAACUUUAAGUUACCACAGGAUGACCUUCAAGGAAUCCAGAAGAUCUAUGGCCCACCUGCUGAGCCACUAGAACCCACUAGACCUUUACCAACCCUUCCUGUCCGUAGAAUCCAUUCUACUUCAGAAAGAAAGCACGACAGACAUUCGAGACCUCCCAGACCUCCUCUAGGAGACAGGCCUUCUACCCCAGGCAGUAAACCAAACAUUUGUGAUGGGAACUUCAAUACUGUGGCUCUCUUCAGAGGAGAAAUGUUUGUUUUUAAGGACCGCUGGUUUUGGCGUCUCCGUAACAACCGAGUGCAAGAAGGCUACCCCAUGCAGAUCGAACAGUUCUGGAAAGGGCUCCCUGCAAAAAUUGAUGCUGCCUAUGAAAGAUCUGAUGGAAAAUUUGUUUUCUUUAAAGGCGAUAAAUACUGGGUUUUCAAGGAGGUGACUGCAGAGCCAGGGUACCCACACAACCUAGUGGAACUGGGCAGCUGUCUUCCCCGGGAAGGGAUCGACACAGCUUUAAGGUGGGAGCCUGUAGGCAAAACCUAUUUCUUCAAAGGAGACCGAUAUUGGAGGUAUAAUGAAGACAAGAGAGCAACAGAUCCCGGCUACCCCAAACCCAUCACUGUGUGGAAAGGAAUCCCACAAGCCCCGCAAGGAGCUUUUGUCAGUAAAGAAGGCUUUUAUACCUACUUUUAUAAAGGUAAGGAAUACUGGAAGUUUGAUAACCAGAGGCUGACUGUGGAGCCGGGAUACCCCAGGUCAAUCCUCAAAGACUGGAUGGGCUGCAACCAAAAGGAGGUUGAACGGAGCAAAGACCGGCGGCUCUCUCACGAAGACGUGGACAUUAUGGUGACUAUAAACGAUGUGCCUAGCACUGUCAAUGCAAUUGCAGUCGUGAUCCCCUGCAUUUUAUCUCUGUGUAUCCUUGUCCUGGUAUACACAAUCUUCCAGUUCAAGAACAAAGAGGUCCAGCAAAGCGUGACCUAUUACAGACGACCCGUACAAGAGUGGGUAUGACAGGCUCACCAGCUCGUUGGGGCUGACAAGACGGGAGAAGACGGUGACGACUAUUGAGGAUGGUGGCAACAGGCUGCAGACAUUUUGAAAAAAGGGGGAGAUUGAAGGAUAGCCUGCCAAACAAACAUACAUAACUCUUCAAGAGACUUAGAUGAGUCAGAGAGAAUUCUGGGACUGAAAGAACAGGAACAAAAUUCAAUUAAACCCAGGUGGCCUUGCACGGUGGAGCCGCUUUCCUUCUGACUGACUGCCUCAGUGCCGUGUAUGUCUCGGUGUGACAUUUUUCACCAACCCACUCAGUGAGUGUCAGAGACCUCAAGAGGAGUUUGCUUCAACCUUUUUUCAACUCACCCGAGCAAUCUUCUUCAGUGCCCUCUUUCAAACCCAGCAUUUGCCAGUGUAGCCAAACACCUCUCAACAAGUUGUUUUUUUCUACACUUGUCUCAUCAAAAAGAGAGAUAAUACUGUGGGACACAAAAGGAACACUUCAGGACCUUCUGAAGAAGACAUUCUGAGGCUGAGUCAUUCUGAAAUAUUUUAAUUUAUUACAGGAACCAGGCAAUUACCUGGAUACUGUUUUUUUUCCAAUACCUGCUGGUCAGAUGUUUUGUACAUUCAUGGUAAUUAGCUGAUGUUCCCACUCUGCAAUGGCAGACACACAUAAAGAGCUCUUAGGAGAUAAUUCUGUGUAGACCACGACUUCAAACAGCUCUAAAGCCAGAUCAAAUCACAACAGCAACCAGGAACCGAAAUUUGUGAAUACAACCAGUCUGCAAGACUAAGCAAUUGGGUUUGAACACUAACAUGAAUGCAGCCCUUAAAACUCUUUGUUUUUAAGAACCUGUCAUGUACUAAAUAUUUAAAUGUCAUAUUACCACUAUUUUAAGUUGGCAACAAUAAAUUAAUUGUUACCAUUAUAAGAUUAAA